This is a messenger RNA of Aureobasidium pullulans EXF-150, 1446 nucleotides long. RefSeq names its product oxidoreductase. NCBI's taxonomy places the organism in Eukaryota, Fungi, Ascomycota, Dothideomycetes, Dothideales, Saccotheciaceae. Bases 364 to 1323 code for a protein of 319 amino acids. The transcript is spliced from 3 exons. The record is from RefSeq and is a predicted model, not a curated record.
ACCAUCAGAGCAAAAUCUCUACGCUAUCCGUCGCAUCCCGAAAGUAAAGACUGCCAUGAUGGUGUGAGCAAGACGAUGGGAACAUUUCGAGAAUCAAACCCCGGAAUGUGUCAUUGUUGCUUAGGCAGCAACCCUGCAGGAACGGAAGACGGACGAACCGCGUCCCCGGCUCCGAGACGGUCGAUACAUCGUCCCAUGUUGGAAAAAUCGGUUCAAUGUCAGCAUCAGUAAGUCUCACAAACAUAAUCCUGAUCACAAGACAAUUCUGGUCUCAUGGUCUUCACUGAAGACACACAUAUAUCUACUACUCAAUCCAAUUGAUAUUGGUCCAUUCUGGUCUCUCCGUCACGCACCUGAACAACAAUGCCUUCACAACAAUUUAACACUCUCAAAGCCAUACCGGACCUGUCCGGAAAGGUCAUUCUCAUUACAGGAGGUACUUCCGGCGUGGGCGCAGAAACAGUAAAACAACUCGCAGUUCACAAUCCAAGCAAGAUCUUCUUCACCGGCCGGAACACAAAGGCCGCCAACACUCUUAUCGAGUCAACAAAACUUCUCAAUCCACAUGUCCAAGUCCGAUUUGUACCUUGCGAUCUUUCUGAUCUGAGUUCCGUGCGCCAAGCAAGUAACAGAAUCGCUGCAAAGGCAACAAGAAUUGAUCUCUUCUUUUGCAAUGCUGGAGUGAUGGCACUCCCACCCGGUCUUAGCAAAGAUGGCUACGAACAACAAUUCGCCACCAACCAUCUCGGCCAUGCGCUUUUGAUCGACCUUCUCAUGCCAGUACUGCAGGACACGGCGGCGUUGCCAGGCUCCGACGUCCGCAUCAUCAUUACAUCUUCACAGGCAGCCACCAUGGGAUUGACGCCGAAGGGUGGCAUCAACUUCCGUGUGUUGAGAACAGAGCAGAAGAUGUUUGGUGGACGUUGGCUUCGCUAUGGACAGUCGAAGCUGGCGAACAUCUUGUACGCCAAGGCUUUGCAGAAGCAGUAUCCUUGUAUCACCACUGUGUCCAUACACCCAGGUAUUGGUUACACAGGCUUGCAAGGCAAUCUCAAAUUGUUCGAUCGUUUCAUCAUGUGGAUCACCACAAUCGGCAAGCGAAGCUCUGUCGAGCAGCUCUCAUGGAAUGGACUUUGGGCUGCCACAGCGCCGAAAGGAGUAGCAAAGGGCCAGGUGCAAGGGGGAGAGUACUUCGAGCCCAUUGGCAUCAAGCCAAGAGCCAUCGAUUACCAAACCAACACAGCUUUGGAGGACGAGCUAUGGGAUUGGACACAAGAAGAGUUGGAAGCUUGGGAAUUGAAAGCAGGCCUCAAGGAUCAUUAGUCGAGUUUGUUAUCUGCUUUCUUUGGACCGACCACUGUGAUCAAUCGAGUUGCUUCCGCCGCUUCUGGUAUCUCGGGAGAGGAAACUCCGCGCCCGCCGAUGAGGCAGAGAGUUUUCAGUCCU